ACUUUCAGUAAUUAAAAAGCAAGAACGAGAAAAGAAAGAUAAAGCUAAACAAGAGCGAGUAAAGAAACUCAAAGCUGAGAAAGAUAAACUUGAAACAAGUCUGUUUGAACGAGAGAGUAGGCUAAGCUCAAUAGAAGAUGACAUUCAGAGUAUAGCAUGUACGCAUGUAAAAGAUAGACAGCGUAAACCUAAAGAACAUGAGGAGAAACUUAUCAUGAAACCCUCUGUUCCCAAGUUUAGUGAAGAGCAAUUUACAGAAUGGAAAAAUGAAAUUGAGAGCAUGAUUGAGUCAAGAAUAUAUCAUAAAGAUCUAUUGAAACAAGCAGUGAGAAAUGCAAUUACCGGACGAGCAAGGAAAGUUCUAGCUACACUAACACAUACAGCAACAAUACGAGAUAUUUUAGACAAACUUGAAAGUAAUUUUGGAUAUGUAAAAUCGGAAGAAAGUUUGAUUGAAGAGUUUUAUACAGCAGUACAGGGAAGAGAAGAAGAUGUUGCAAGUUGGGGUACACGAUUAGAAAGUAUUUUUCGAAGAGCUGUAGAAAAAGGACAAAUAGAUGAAGAUAGAAAAGAGAGCAUAUUGAAGACAAGAUUUUGGAGACAUUUGAGAAAUACUGAACUAAGAAAUGCAACCAGAAUAUAUUAUGAGACGAACAUAUCAUUUGAAGAAUUUAAGAGGAAGGUUAGAAGAGAGGAACAAGAACUUGAAACACUUAAGCAGAAUGAAACUAAAGUCAAUGUUCAGCAAACGAAUGACCAAGGCAACCUCAUGAAAGAGAUGUUUGAAAGAAUGAGCAGAUUGGAAGCAAAGAUUAAUGAACUAUCGAAAAAGAACUCCGAUGCAGAGCCAAGUCGCCAUUUUGAAUCAUAUGGAGGACGAGGACGAUAUCCAACUCGAAGAAAUAACUAUAGAGGAUCAGGAGGAAGAGGUAGGAGCUUUGCACCAUCAAGAGGACGAUAUCAAAACCAAGGCGAUUACCAACAACAAAACAACGCAAAUACACACCCUGCAGGACAUUUAAACGGGCAACUGCUCUGAUCACAGGGGCUGAUGAGAGUGGCAAAGCAAACCAACGCCCCAAAAUAGUAGCCAAUUUACUCGAAAGAAUUGUUGGGAAUGCAAACGUGUCAAACAUUAAAUUUGACGGGAUCGAAACAAAAGCAUUGAUUGACAGUGGUUCCCAAAUUAGCACAAUAACAGAACAGUAUUACAAUAGUAUUGAAGGUAGACCUGAACUUAAACCAAUGGACAAUUUUGAAUUAAACCUGAGGAGUGCAAAUGGUACGUCAAUUCCAUACACCGGAUAUAUUGAAGCUACCAUUGAAACCGAUUUUUCUACAAACCCUAUACUUACCUUACUAUUAGUGGUUCCACUUGCCGACUAUCAUGGAGAAGUCCCAAUUCUACUUGGAACGAAUGUCAUAAGGGAAAUGAAAGAAGGUGAAAUU
Messenger RNA from Mya arenaria, 1449 nucleotides. RefSeq lists its product as uncharacterized. Bases 215 to 1039 code for a protein of 274 amino acids. The transcript has a single exon. Lineage: Eukaryota; Metazoa; Mollusca; Bivalvia; Myida; Myidae. The record is from RefSeq and is a predicted model, not a curated record.